AUGCCAGCCGACACGUCUGAUCUGGCUGAGUUCAGCCGUCACGACUCGCAGUUUCAACAGAGUCGCAUCUUACCUCAUAUGAGAAAGAAUGAUUGGUCCGGGCCUGUUUCCAAUACCAUUUAUGUCGGAGUUUGUGUCUCCAAGGCUGCCGAUUCUGGCCCUCACAUUGCGAUUGCCUUCCGUGAUCCGACAUACCUUCUUGACUUUUUAGAGAAAUCCCUUCCUCCAGCAGCCACAGAACUCGACAUUAGCCAGUCCAUCAUCAAUGAACUGAAGAACUACAGUGAUGUCCACCUGGAAAAGAUUCUCGGCGUUGCGCUACCCCGAACUUUGCAUGGGAGAAUGCCAUCUUUAUCCCAACGUCUCUGGGCAGAAUUGGACAUUUUGCCGAUCCUCCUCGAUGAGGAGUCGUCUAUCGAAUCUUCCGCUGAUAAUGAGACCUGUGUGCAUUUAAUAGACAAAGGUAUUGAUGAGCAAGCAGAUUCGUUGGCGAGAAAAUGUACAAGAUUCUUUGGACCCAACGAACUACCUAUCUUGCACGUUGGGUUCCUCGGGGACGUGGGGGUUGAUGCUCAUUUUCACAUUAAACUCACGAACAAAGACUGUUUUCAGCAGAGCGUUCGGCCAAAGACUUGGUUAGCCAUGGAACACUACGCAAAGGAAUUGAAGCAACGCAAGGUGAAGAUUGCUUUCUUUAGUGCCACCCCUCAGGGAGGAGGCGUUGCACUCAUGCGGCAUGCUUUGAUUCGAUUAGCACAUGAAGUCGGCGUGGAUGUCAAAUGGUAUGUGCCGAAGCCCAGGCCGGGUAUAUUCCGAAUCACCAAAACCAAUCACAACAUCUUGCAAGGUGUUUCCGGGGCACAUGAACGAUUGAGUCUAGAGAAUCAACAACGCUUGGUGGAUUGGGUCGAUGACAAUGCCACCAGAUACUGGCUACGCGCAGGCGGCCCUCUUUGUCGGUCUGCCGAUGGUGGUGCCGAUGUCAUUGUCGUUGAUGACCCACAGAUGACCGGUCUCAUCCCGAUCGCCAAGAGAAUUGAUCCACAAAGACCUGUCAUCUAUAGAAGCCACAUUCAAAUGCGGAGUGAUCUUAUCGAAACGCCUGGGAGCCCUCAGGCUGAAGUUUGGAAAUUCCUCUGGGAGCACAUCCAAGCCGCAGACGUCUUUGUCAGUCACCCAGUGGACAGUUUUGUCCCCCGGAACGUCCCGCGGGCUCGUGUAGGAUACAUGCCUGCAUGCACAGACUGGUUGGAUGGUCUAAACAAGAACAUGAGAGACUGGGACACUGCGGCCUAUGGACGGAUGUUCAACCGCUGCUGCAAGGAUUCGGGAACGACAACCAUUGACUAUCCCAACGAGCCAUAUAUAGUGCAAAUCGCACGAUUUGAUCCUGCCAAGGGAAUCUUUGAUGUCCUUACCUCAUACGACAAAUUCCGGAGCCUACUAGCCCGGUCUCAUCCUGAGAUGAAGGCACCGAAACUUCUCGUUUGUGGCCACGGAUCUAUAGACGACCCCGACGGCGGUAUUAUUUACGACGCAGUCUUGCAGCGUAUCCGGACCACCAUGCCAGAUCUCUCAAGUAGCAUCUCUGUCGUGCGCUUAGGGCCGUCGGAUCAGGUGUUAAAUGCCUUGCUCUCCAAAGCACACAUUGUCUUGCAACUUUCUGUGCGUGAGGGAUUUGAGGUCAAGGUGUCGGAAGGAAUUCAUAAGGGCAAACCUGUCAUCGCGACACGUGCAGGAGGCAUACCGUUGCAGUUGGAGGAUACAAAGAACGGGUACUUGGUUGAAGUUGGAGAUACUGACACCGUCGCCAAGCACCUCUUGAAUUUAUGGACAGAUCACGAUCUCUACCAGCGAAUUAGUGCUUACUCGUUGAGCCAUGUCAAUGAUGAGGUUGGCACUGUCGGAAAUGCUGUGAACUGGUUUUACCUUGCGUCCAAGCUGUCGAGAGGUGAGGAGGUGCAGCCAAACCACGGUUGGGUCCAGGAUCUAGCCCGACGAGAGAUGGGUCAAUCCUAUACUGAAGCCGAUGGAAAAAUGAAGCGAUCAGUUGAUGAAGAACGCUAA
Molecule: messenger RNA, 2067 nt
Organism: Penicillium bovifimosum
Lineage: Eukaryota; Fungi; Ascomycota; Eurotiomycetes; Eurotiales; Aspergillaceae
Exons: 6
Coding region: 1-2067 (688 amino acids)
Molecular function (GO): glycosyltransferase activity
Source: RefSeq, a predicted model, not a curated record